Molecule: messenger RNA, 1069 nt
Organism: Lathyrus oleraceus (garden pea)
Lineage: Eukaryota; Viridiplantae; Streptophyta; Magnoliopsida; Fabales; Fabaceae
Product: V-type proton ATPase subunit E
Exons: 6
Coding region: 181-873 (230 amino acids)
Biological process (GO): proton transmembrane transport
Cellular component (GO): proton-transporting two-sector ATPase complex, catalytic domain
Molecular function (GO): proton-transporting ATPase activity, rotational mechanism
Source: RefSeq, a predicted model, not a curated record
UUUUAGUCUCUUGCCAACGUGUAUAGUAAAAAAAGACUGGGCUGUCCCAAUCAUUUUUCUCAUCCACAAACAAACCAAAGCACGAUCGACGAAGCUCUCGCAAAACCUGAAGCAGUUUCCGUUUUCCCUCUCGAUCUCGAUCUUGAUCUUCUCCGAUUCGAUUCCACAAUCUCCGUCAACAUGAACGACGCAGAUGUCUCCAAGCAAAUCCAGCAGAUGGUGAGGUUUAUCCGCCAAGAAGCCGAGGAGAAAGCCAACGAGAUCUCUGUUUCCGCCGAAGAAGAAUUCAACAUCGAGAAGUUGCAGUUGGUUGAGGCUGAUAAGAAGAAGAUCCGUCAAGAGUACGAACGCAAAGAGAAGCAAGUUGAUGUUCGGAAGAAAAUUGAGUAUUCUAUGCAGCUGAAUGCUUCACGGUUAAAAGUUCUUCAAGCCCAAGAUGAUCUGGUUAAUAAAAUGAAAGAGGCUGCAGCGAAGGAACUCUUGAAUGUGAGUGGUGAUCCCGAAGUGUACGGAAGCCUCUUAAAAGAUCUCAUUAUUCAGAGUUUGCUGAGGCUGAAAGAACCUUCUGUUCUAUUGAGGUGUCGGGAAGUGGACCUGCCUUUGGUAGAGGAUGUCUUGGAGUCAGCUGCUCAAGAGUAUGCUGAAAAGGCAAAUGUUCAUGUACCAGAGGUCGUGGUUGAUAAGGAUGUCUAUCUUCCACCUGCCCCCAGCCAUCACAAUCCCCAUGAUCUCCACUGCUCUGGAGGUGUGGUAUUGGCUUCUCAUGAUGGAAAGAUUGUGUUUGAGAAUACACUUGAUGCACGUUUGGAUGUAUUGUUCCGUAACAAACUCCCAACGAUCCGCAAGGAGCUAUUUGGACAAGUUGCUGUUUGAAGACUUUGGUUGUAUUAUUUUGUUUCACCUACAAUAAUAUUUAUAAUUUACUGCAAAGAUUGUGUGAACGGAAGAUAUAUUGUGCCAUUGCUCUUGUAAACAGAGUAUUAUUGUUCUUUAGUUACUUCAUUUUUUGUGUCGCCCUUGAAGUUAUAGCGAUGAAUUUUAUCUGCCAAAUAAAGAUUGCUUUAGCUUA